Messenger RNA from Clonostachys rhizophaga, 876 nucleotides. The record is from the annotation of a GenBank genome assembly. Lineage: Eukaryota; Fungi; Ascomycota; Sordariomycetes; Hypocreales; Bionectriaceae.
AUGUCGCAAGAUCCUCGUGCCCUUCUCCAAAAGGCCCAGAAGCAGCUGCAAGAUGCCGGCAAGGGCUUCAGCUUUUUCGGUGGUCGCGAGGAGAAGUACCAAAAUGCCGCAGAUGCGUUCGUCGAAGCUGCGAAUGCCUUCAGAAUGCAGAGCCAAAGUAUUGAGGCCGGAAAAGCAUUCGAGCAGGCCGCCGAGGUUUUCAUCAACAACCUAAACGAGCCCGACGAUGCAGCAAAUGUAUACGCCGACGCAUUCAAGGCCUAUCGCAAAGACGACCCGCAAGCCGCCAUCCGCUGCCUGAACAAGGCUAUCGACCGUUACUGCGCCAAGGGCAACUUCCGCCGUGCCGCCACCCACAAGGAGACCGUCGCUGAAAUGUACGAGGAGCUGGGGGAUGCCAAGAGUGCCCUUGCUGCUUACGAGGCAGCAGCAACUUGGUUCGAGGGAGACAAUGCAAAUGCCCUGGCAAACAAGCUCUGGCUCAAGCUGGCAGACUUGGCUGCCCGUGAAGAGGAUUACUAUAAGGCCAUCGAGAACUACGAGAAGGUUGCACAGCAAUCCAUCAACAACAACCUGAUGAAGUACAGCGUGAAGGACUACUUCUUGAAGGCAGGAAUUUGCCACCUGGCAACAAAGGAUCUGGUCGCCGCUCAACAAGCCCUUGAGCGAUACGCCGAAAUGGACCCGUCGUUCACGCAGCAGAGGGAGUUUAUGCUUCUCAAGGACCUCCUCGACGCCGUGGAGGCCAAGAGUCAGGAUCAGUUCACAGACAAGUUAUUCCAGUUUGACCAAAUCAACAAGCUGGAUAACUGGAAGACGACUCUUCUGGUUCGAGUGAAAAAUUCGAUUGAGGAACCUGAUGACGAGUUUGCUUAG